Molecule: messenger RNA, 1621 nt
Organism: Papilio polytes (common Mormon)
Lineage: Eukaryota; Metazoa; Arthropoda; Insecta; Lepidoptera; Papilionidae
Product: myrosinase 1-like
Exons: 6
Coding region: 67-1587 (506 amino acids)
Biological process (GO): carbohydrate metabolic process
Molecular function (GO): beta-glucosidase activity
Source: RefSeq, a predicted model, not a curated record
CCUCCCGCGAUAGUAUUAUAAAAGCGGACGUAACAAAAAAUUAUGUAACAAGUCGAAUUCUCAAAGAUGAAGUGGCUGGUGUUCAUAUGUCUGCUAGCCAUUGGCAGCAAUGCGUUCACAACAAGGCAGCAGAGGAAGUUUCCAGACGACUUCAUAUUCGGUACCGCGACCGCGUCUUAUCAAAUAGAAGGAGGUUGGGAUGCUGAUGGCAAAGGCGAAAACAUCUGGGAUCGUAUGACCCACACUAACCCAACUGUAAUCAAAGACCAAAGCAAUGGUGAUAUCGCAGCCGACACUUAUAACAACUACAAGAGAGACGUCGAAAUGAUGAGGGAACUUGGUCUAGAUGCUUACAGAUUCUCAUUAUCUUGGCCUAGGAUUCUCCCCGACGGUUUCUCAAACAGAAUCAACGACGCUGGUGUACAAUUCUACAAUAAUUACAUCGAUGAAAUGGUGAAAUACAACAUCAAACCAAUGAUAACACUCUACCAUUGGGAUUUACCUCAAAAAUUGCAAGAUUUAGGAGGUUUUCUCAACCCUCUCUUCCCGCAAUGGUUUGAAGAUUAUUCCCGUGUAGUUUUUGAUCUAUUCGGUGAUCGAGUUAAAUAUUGGAUCACGUUUAACGAGCCUAGAGAAGUGUGUUACCAAGGUUAUGAUACAGUGACUAUGGCACCGAUGCUAAAUGCUACUGGAAUUGGGGCAUAUUUGUGCGCGAAACACUUAGUUCUAGCACAUGCUAAUGCAUAUCAUCUAUAUAAAAAGGAGUUUGCUGGAGAUGAUGGUGUUUGUGGAAUUACUUACUCGGUGGGCUGGAGUGAGCCUUUAACUGAUUCAAAGGAAGAUGAAUUUGCAACCGAGUUGAUGAGACAAGCUGAUUGGGGCAUCUAUUCCGAGCCGAUUUUCUCAGAGAGCGGUGGAUUCCCUAAAGAGUUGACGGAAGUUGUCAACCAAAAGAGCAUAGAACAAGGUUACUCGAAGUCUCGUAUGCCGGAGUUUACUCAAGAAGAGAUUGAAUUCAUGAGAGGCGCGUACGAUUUCUUUGGUAUUAACCAUUAUACUGGCGUUUAUGUUUCUGGUACUGAAAACCUACAGGAACACCCUGUACCUUCGAUGCACGAUGAUAUUAAUGUGGGAACCUCCGUGUCUAGCGACUGGCCAGCAGCAGCCUCAGUCUGGUUAAAGCAAAUGCCUGAUAGUCUUCUAAACGUUUUACUGCUUAUAAAAGAGAAAUACAACAAUCCAGUAAUAUACAUAACCGAGAACGGAUGGUCUACUAGACUGGAAGCUGGUCUGGUAGAUGACGAUAGAGUGCGGUACUAUCGCGCCGCGUUGGAGAAUGUUCUAGACGCGUUGGACGCUGGUGUCAACCUUAAAGGAUACAUGGCCUGGAGUUUGAUGGAUAACUUCGAAUGGAUGCAAGGAUAUACUGAACGUUUCGGACUCUACGAGGUUGAUUUCGAAGACCCGGCUAGGACACGCACGCCGAGGAAGUCUGCGUUCGUUUACAAAGAGGUGGUAAGGACCCGCGUUGUUGACCAUGAAUACGAACCUUCCUCAAUGACCAUGACCAUAGACGAAGGAAAGUGAACGUUGAACGAAACAAUAAAAUGUUAAAAUUGUC